Messenger RNA from Bicyclus anynana (squinting bush brown), 1933 nucleotides. Its product is annotated as UDP-glycosyltransferase UGT5. Gene Ontology annotation, molecular function: UDP-glycosyltransferase activity. The transcript has 5 exons. The record is from RefSeq and is a predicted model, not a curated record. Bases 146 to 1717 code for a protein of 523 amino acids. NCBI's taxonomy places the organism in Eukaryota, Metazoa, Arthropoda, Insecta, Lepidoptera, Nymphalidae.
AUUUACAAUGAACUAGAACUAGCAGGCGGUUAAUCAUAUAACGUCGUUAUAUCUAUCAAAAGGAGGCGGAGGCCGGUAGAAACUACACACAUUUAACGUUUGCUAUAGCGCUCUAUUCGUAGCAUUGACUUCCUGUUACGACAAAAUGUUAAGACUCAACACACUAUUUUUAACAUUUCUUAUACACUAUAUUGAGACAGCCGAUAUUUUGUAUGUAACACCAUUUACUUCGACGUCUCAUAAUAUGCUACUUGCACCGAUCGGUUUGGAGUUGGCUCGAAGAGGACACAAUGUCACGGUUAUAACAUCUCAUAGAGAAAAGGAACCGCCUCCAAAUUACAAUCAAGUGAUGGUCGACGAUAUAAAAAUUUGGGAAGUAAUGAGUGGUGGAAGGCCAAACGUUUUUACUAUGACUGAUAUAUCAGCAGAGGAAUUUCACCACAUAGUUUUUUGGGAAGCAGGCUUAGCUUUUACAGAAGUAGUCUUAAAUUCUACGGAAGUCAAAAAGUUUUUGGACAAAGAAAACCAUUUUGAUUUAGUAAUUAGCGAACAAUUCUUCCAAGAAGCUCUGUAUGUGUUGGCCUACAAGUAUAAUACACCUUUGGCAUUGGUUACGACUUUUGGAAAUUGUAUGCGGCACAAUAUAGCUGUAGGAAAUCCUUUACAACUCGCUACCGUUAUACCUGAGUUUCUAGAUCUGGAAGAUCCUAGUAGCUUUUGGGGAAGAUUGAGAAACUUAUAUUUCACGAUAUAUGAAUACAUUAAUUGGAGGUUUGUAUAUCUUAGAAAACAGGAGCAGCUGGUGCAAACAUAUUUGCCUGACUUGCCAAAGAACAGGCCAAGUUUAUAUGAGCUACAGCAGAAUUGUUCUUUGAUGCUGAUAAACAGUCACUUCAGUUUUGAUGUUCCCGCUGCUUACUUACCAAACAUUGUGGAGAUUGGAGGGGUCCAUCUUUCGCGUAUAAAUUCAAGUCUACCAAAGAACUUACAGAAAAUUAUGGAUGAUUCAGUUGACGGAGUUGUGUAUAUGAACUUUGGCUCCAAUGUCAGAAGCUCAGAACUGCCGGCGGAAAAGAAGAAAGCAUUUCUAAAUGUGUUUAGGAAAAUAAAACAGACAGUAAUAUGGAAAUGGGAAGAAGACAUACUAGAAGACAAACCUAAGAAUUUAGUAACACAAAAGUGGUUACCACAGAAAGAGAUUCUUGCUCAUCCUAACGUCAAAGUAUUUAUAUCACAUGGAGGUCUAAUUGGAACACAAGAAGCAAUAUUUAACGGAGUACCGCUUAUCGGUGUACCAAUAUAUGCAGAUCAGUAUAAUAAUUUGCUACUAGCCCAACAAGCAGGCUUUGGGCGUGUACUGAAAUAUCAUGACAUCAAUGAAGAAACUUUCGAAAACGUUCUUACUGAUGUUAUUAACAAUAAAAAAUACAUAGAAGCGGCGAAAGAAGUUUCGCGGAGAUUCAAAGACAGACCUAUGACAGCUUUGGACACCGCCAUGUUUUGGUUGGAGUACGUCAUAAGAAACAAAGGAGCUGAGUAUAUGAAGAAUCCAGCAAUUAACAUGAGUUGGGUAGCAUAUACAAUGUUGGAUGUAUAUGCUUUCAUAAUAAUAUUAUUAGUAUCAGCGUUACUUAUCACUCUAAAAGUAUUUAGUAUUUUGCAAAACAUUUUUGCAGUGUAUAACACUCAUGAUAUAAAAGUAAAAAAAAAGUCUUAAAUGAAUUUUAAAAUUUAAUUUUAAAUAUUAUUUUUCAUCCAUGUUAUAUAAAUUCAAUGUCAAUGUUAUAUAUAGCUUAUUGAGUGAUAAUUAUAUCAAUAAAUAUCAAGAAAAUAAUUUAUUGAUAUAAUUAUUAUCAGUUACAUAAAGAAUGACCUACGGAUAGAUAAUAUAAAAAUUGUAUUUUUUUUAUUUUUGUCUCCUCAGCAUUUCAUC